CAGAUCAGUGUCAGAUCCCGGCGACAGAUAGUAGUAUUCAUAUGACAAUAUCGUUUCAACGCAGCCGCGCCAUUGAGCACAUUGAAUGACUCGGGACCGCCGUACACUCGACGCCAUGGCCAGCGCUCACGAAACCACGGAAGAGACCGAGAAGUCGCCUCUCUUGUCAUCGAGGGAGUCGUCCGGUGAAUACACCAGUUCCUACACGAGUACAACGAAAGCGACAGUCUCAAAACGUUACGUAGUAAUUCUCUCCAUUAUCGUCCUCGUUAUUGUUGCUGUUGUCUCGGUGAUUGUAGCACUGUCAAUCUACCAUAAUCUAUUUGAGAACCAUGGUGCGGUGUCAUCGGGGGCACGCCAGUGCACCGAGCUCGGUGUUGAAACUCUCAAAAAUGGCGGACACGCAGUGGAUGCCGCUAUUACUACAAUCCUGUGUCUCGGUCUUGUUAACGCACAAUCGUCGGGAAUAGCCGGAGGGGGGUUCAUGCUGGUGAAAGAAGGCGAAUCGGAUGUUGCUGUGUUGGACUUCCGGGAGGUCGCACCAUUAGAUGCACACAUGUACAGAAAAAAGAUUGAACAAGAUGCCGAUUUGGCAUUUACGGGGGCUCUGGCGGUGGCAGUACCAUCUGAAAUACGUGGGCUCGAAUUGGCUUGGCGACGAUAUGGAAGGUUAGAGUGGUUCGAUCUUUUUGAACCUGUGAUUCGUCUUGCUAGGAACGGAUUUGAAGUGACCGGAAGUACAGCGAAGGCAGUCGUGAAGGAACUUGAUGGCAGAAUGAUGUAUUCAGAACGAUUACGUAAUAUUUACAUGCCGAAUGGCACAAGAGUAAAAGAAGGGGAUACGUUGAAGAGACCCGAUCUGGCAGCAGUACUCGAAACCAUAGCGACGGAGGGUGCUGAUGCAAUGUUUAAUGGAAGACUGUCGAAAGAAAUGAUUGACACUGUUUUGGAAGCAGGAGGUAAUCUAACUGCUCAGGAUUUCCUAAAUUAUCAACCCAUCUGGAGAACCCCCUUAAAAACUACAUAUCACGCCGCAACUGUGUAUACUUUAGGGGCGCCCUCUGGUGGACCAGUGGUACUUUCUAUACUGGGUAUACUGGAGGGAUACGAUUUAACGAGUGGCGCCAUGAAAGACCCCUUAACAUACCACAGAUUAAUUGAGGCAUUCAAGUUUGCGUUUGCGCAGAAAACGAGACUUGGGGAUCCAGACUUCGUACCGGAUGUGCGUAAUUUGACCCAAAUCAUGACCAGCAAAGAGUCUGCAGCAGAGCUACGAGCGAUGAUUAACGAUAGUAGUACCUACCCGUCAGAAUACUAUGGUCCGUACUUGCCCAAACCAGGGUAUGGCACAUCGCAUGCGUGUGUGAUUGACAACGAGGGCAAUAUGGUUUCUAUAACAAGUUCCGUAAACGAGCGUUUCGGCAGUGGCUUGAUGACUCCGAGUGGAAUUCUGCUGAAUAACCACAUGAAUGACUUUUCGUGGUCCGAUGGUAGCAACAUAACAGAAAGUACGUCAAACUUUAUCGAGCCGGGAAAGCGCCCUCAAUCGUCAAUAGCACCGCUACUUUCGCGCCGAUUACUGGAUGCAGGCAUCAGCGAGUUAAUUCUCGGGGGCAACGGAGGUACUGCGAUUGGGACUGGAAUAGCCCAAGUAUAUCUGGAUAUUAUAUCAUAUGGAUUAUCAUUGGAAGAAAGUGUCAACAAAAGACGCGUAGAUCGGACUUCGACGGAUUUUAAAAUCGAAGUCGAAGAGCGCAUCGCCGACAAUGUCGUGGAGGGGCUGUUAGACAGAGGUCACAUAGUCGAAAUGGUCGACGACAUCGGCAGUCAAGUCAUGGCUGCCCGGAGGCAGAAUUAUGCUCUAGAAGCAGCGUCAGACCCCAGGAAGUUAGGAUCUUCAGCUGUGGUGUUUUGA
Molecule: messenger RNA, 1915 nt
Organism: Saccoglossus kowalevskii
Lineage: Eukaryota; Metazoa; Hemichordata; Enteropneusta; Harrimaniidae
Product: glutathione hydrolase 1 proenzyme-like
Biological process (GO): glutathione catabolic process
Cellular component (GO): plasma membrane
Molecular function (GO): glutathione gamma-glutamate hydrolase
Source: RefSeq, a predicted model, not a curated record